Daldinia decipiens is the source of this 3039-nucleotide messenger RNA. Its product is annotated as MCM-domain-containing protein. Gene Ontology annotation, cellular component: nucleus; MCM complex. NCBI's taxonomy places the organism in Eukaryota, Fungi, Ascomycota, Sordariomycetes, Xylariales, Hypoxylaceae. Gene Ontology annotation, molecular function: single-stranded DNA helicase activity; single-stranded DNA binding; ATP hydrolysis activity. The transcript has 3 exons. The record is from RefSeq and is a predicted model, not a curated record. The coding region runs from base 184 to 2874 and encodes 896 amino acids. Gene Ontology annotation, biological process: DNA replication; double-strand break repair via break-induced replication; mitotic DNA replication initiation.
GCCCCUUAUCCUAAACAACCUGAACUAGCAACUCGACCUGGAUCUUCAACCUUCCCCCCACCUAUGCCACAUCGCUCCAUACCCAACCACUAAGAACUAUCGUGGCAUUAAGCUGUCCUUUUAAUUGCUGUAACUUACUGUGUUUUCCUACUAAACCAGAAGAUUAGGCAAAGUUAAGGCAUCAUGGACAGUUUCAUGCUUCGAGAUGAAGCGGCCAAGGAGCGUAUUCGCUUGGCCGAGGAGUUCCUCGAUCCUCAUGACCAGCAUGCGAGGAGUUACAGAUCCGAUAUCAUUCUAAUGCUUCAGAAGAACCAGAGGCGGUUAGUCGUCAAUUUAGACCACGUUCGUGACCACAACGCAGAACUCGCAGACGGCUUAUUAUUCGAUCCCUUUGACUAUACUCUCGCCUUCAACCAUGCGCUCAAGGAGAUCGUAAAAACUAUCCCUCAAGCAAGACCCGAUCAGACCGACCCGGAUGUCUUAUACUACUGCGCUUGGGCAGGCAGCUUUGGUCUAAAUUCUUGCAAUCCGAGAACGCUAUCGUCAAACCACCUUAAUCAUAUGGUAUCGAUCGAAGGCAUCGUCACAAGAUGCUCGCUCAUCAGACCAAAGGUUGUGAAGAGCGUGCAUUACAAUGAGAAGAAAAAUAUUUUCCACUUCCGCGAAUAUCGCGACCAAACUAUGACCAAUGGUGUGACUACAUCAAGUGUCUAUCCCCAAGAAGAUGAGGAGGGUAACCCACUCCUAACAGAGUACGGGUUCUGCACAUAUAGGGAUCACCAGACGAUUUCCAUACAAGAAAUGCCCGAGAGAGCUCCCGCCGGCCAACUCCCCCGUGGUGUGGACGUCAUUUUAGAUGAUGACCUAGUUGACAAGGCGAAACCCGGUGACAGAGUCCAACUUGUUGGUAUUUUCCGGACACUUGGAAACCGAAACACAAAUCACAAUAGUGCACUCUUUAAGACCAUAAUCUUAGCAAACAACAUUGUCCUUCUCUCAUCCAAAGCAAGCGGCGGUGUAGCAACAGCAACAAUUACCGACACCGAUAUCCGUAAUAUCAACAAGGUUGCCAAGAAGAAGAAUCUCUUUGAACUUCUAUCGCAGUCAUUAGCGCCUAGUAUAUUCGGCCACGACUAUAUCAAGAAGGCGAUCUUACUCAUGUUACUAGGUGGCAUGGAGAAGAACUUAGAGAACGGUACACAUCUCAGAGGUGACAUCAAUAUUCUCAUGGUCGGUGACCCUUCAACAGCCAAGUCGCAACUUUUGCGCUUCGUGCUCAAUACUGCGCCGUUAGCCAUCGCAACAACUGGUCGCGGUUCAUCGGGCGUCGGUCUAACGGCGGCUGUCACAACUGACAAGGAAACUGGUGAAAGGAGACUAGAAGCCGGCGCUAUGGUUAUGGCAGACAGAGGUGUUGUCUGUAUUGAUGAGUUUGACAAGAUGUCCGAUAUCGAUCGAGUUGCUAUCCACGAAGUUAUGGAACAACAAACAGUCACCAUUGCCAAGGCCGGCAUCCAUACGUCGCUCAAUGCUCGAUGUAGUGUCAUUGCAGCCGCCAAUCCUAUCUUCGGUCAAUACGACACUCACAAGGAUCCACACAAGAACAUCGCCCUCCCGGAUUCCCUCCUAUCGCGUUUCGAUCUCCUGUUCGUCGUUACGGAUGAUAUCGAAGACACCCGAGAUCGCCAAGUUUCCGAGCACGUCUUACGUAUGCAUCGCUAUCGGCAGCCUGGUACUGAUGAGGGUGCUCCUGUUCGCGAAAACGCCCAGCAAUCCCUUAGUGUUGCGCUACAGAGUCAAGACGCCACUCAAAAGCCUACCGAAGUAUACGAGAAAUUCGACGCGAUGCUGCACGCUGGUGUUACUCUUACUACUGGUCGCGGCGCCAAUAAGAAGCGAGAGGUUCUCAGCAUUCCGUUCAUGAAGAAGUAUAUCCAGUACGCAAAAACGAGAGUCAAGCCUGUACUAACCCAGGACGCUUCGGAGCGUAUUGCGGAAAUAUAUGUCGGGCUACGCAACGACGAGAUGGAGGGCAAUCAAAGGAGGACAUCUCCUCUGACCGUCCGUACAUUAGAGACGCUGAUCCGUUUGGCAACCGCGCACGCCAAGUCACGACUCUCAAACCGAGUAGACGAAAGAGACGCGUUGGCAGCUGAGGCUAUCCUCCGUUUUGCCCUAUUCAAGGAGGUGGUUGAGGACGAGUCAAAACGAAAACGCAGGCGUACUCAACGACCUGAGUCAGGCUCAUCAGACGAGGACAGCGAUGAUGAUGACGGUGAUCGUGGUGAUAGCAGCUACAGGGGAUCGACGGCUCGCGGUAGGGCUGCUCCAUCAACCCGCACGACUGGUCGCAGCCAACCAUCUACCAACGGCGGCCGUCGUCCUAACGGCGCGAAUACCAGCAAGACUCCAGGUACUCCCGCACGAGGAAAUGACGACGACGAUGAGGAUGAAGAUCUUUAUAACGCUACGCCACGGCGUUCUAACAGAACCGGCCCCGCAUCCUCAUCAAACGCACCCGUAACAUCCCAAGUCUCAUUCGCCUCCUCUGUACCAGCGUCGCAACUCGAGACGCAGGAAGAAGACACGCAAGAAGAUGCGGAACUGGCCGCCGGUGCAGCCGAGCUCAAUAUCGAAGUGCCGAUCACCCCCGAGAGGCUAGCGACAUUCCGGACGGCGCUUGGACAGCUUCUCAGCACGGACCUGUUCGAAGACGACUCGGCCAACGUAGCUCAGGUCAUCGAAGCUGUCAACAAACGCAUUGAAGGGAAAGAAGCCACUUUCUCGAGAGAGGAGGCUGUCAAGGCGCUUAAGAAGAUGGAUGAUGCGAACCAGAUCAUGUACACGGAUGGCGAUUUAGUAUACAAGAUCUAAGGCACGAUGAAUACGACGCAAGAGACAUCGUUACCACCCGGAAUUGGUUGAUUUAUGGGGUUUGAUGAGUUAUGAAGGCCGAUGAGUUUGGUGGUCACCAUGAUGUAUCACGAUCUUAGCAUCCCCACUGUUGCGGCCUGGCCGGCAUAUGAAGCCUGCUAUGGU